Messenger RNA from Anastrepha ludens (Mexican fruit fly), 1865 nucleotides. Its product is annotated as asparagine synthetase domain-containing protein CG17486. Gene Ontology annotation, molecular function: asparagine synthase (glutamine-hydrolyzing) activity. The transcript has 5 exons. Bases 77 to 1780 code for a protein of 567 amino acids. The record is from RefSeq and is a predicted model, not a curated record. Lineage: Eukaryota; Metazoa; Arthropoda; Insecta; Diptera; Tephritidae.
GGCCUGCAUAAGGAAGAAAUUUUAUUUUGAUUGCUUUGAUUUGUUUUCAUACUUUCAACCAUAUAUCAAAUAUAUAAUGUGUGGAAUUUUUUGUGGUAUAAAUUGUAAAAUUGAAACGAAACACGAACUGGUACAUUUUUUACGAAGACGUGGUCCAGAUUAUUUUUCUUUCCUCAACAUAAAUGUUGACAAUGUCUCUUUGGAGUUUGGUAGUUCCGUACUUUGGCAUCAAGGGAUGAGUCUGUGCUCACAACCCUUGCAAGAAGGAAAUUUUAUCAUACUUUUUAAUGGCGACAUCUUUAAUAUUACUGAUAAGUCACACGCUGCUUCUGAUACGGAAUGGUUGGGAAAAAAGUUUUCGAUUUGCAAAGACGAUAGAGAAAUGUGCGAUUUAAUACAAUCUAUGGAGGGAUCUUUCAGCCUAAUAGUUUUUAACAAAUGUUCCCGUUCUCUAUAUAUAUGUAGAGAUUCGAUGGGUCGCAAUUCUCUUAUAAUUGAAAAGGAAUUUGGAAAUCUUUGUUUCCUCAGUACUUCACGUAAUUUUGGCGCAAGUAGAAAAUACUCAAUGGAAUUGCCUCCUCUGGGGUUAUACAUGUUUGAUGUUGCUUUUCCGACAGAGUGGAAGCUUUUUCCUUGGAAACAAACUACUGAUGUAAUUUCUGAUGAAAUAAAGAACUUGAAUAAUAUUUUUGGAUUAACAGUAUCCAUUGCAGACAAUUUAACCCCAAAUUGGCUAAGAAGCAAUUUAAAAUUAAAGAGAUCUUUUAAUUUCUACGAAAUCUGUGCAAACCUGGAUUCCUCCUCGAAUGAUUUAUUUGAAGCUUUAUUGGAGGAUCAAAACUUAGUUUUUGAGCUUCAGCAGUUUUCCAUUUUGCUCGAAAACUCUGUAAAAAAUCGUGUUCGCCACACUACACCAUAUUGUAUGGAUUGUAUACAUAAUGGUAGUAAUUGCAAUCAUGCUAAGAUUGCAAUCCUUUUUUCUGGAGGCAUUGACUGCUCAAUUCUGGCAGCUUUAUCAAAUAAAUAUGUAAAUGAAAAUGAUCCAAUUGAUCUUAUAAAUGUUGCCUUUGAAAAACUAGGGACUUCUGGAGAAGUAAAGUGGGACGUGCCGGAUAGAUAUUCUGCCAAAGCUUCUCUCUUGGAAUUGAAAAACUUGUAUCCUCAACGGAUGUGGAACUACGUUGAGGUUAACAUAUCACGAGAAGAGCUAUAUGAUAAUUUACAAACUCAUAUUAAACAUCUUAUAUUUCCAUUAAAUACGAUUUUAGAUGAGUCUAUUGGCUGUGCAUUUUGGUUUGCUUCCCGUGGCAAAGGUAUAUGCUUAGGAAAGGAAUAUAUUUCACCUGCAAGAGUUGUUAUAGUCGGAAGUGGUGCUGAUGAACUUUUUGGAGGAUACAUGAGGCACAGAAAGGCAUUUUGUCGCUAUGAAGGAAAUGAAACCCAGAAACUGGCAAACCUUCGUAAAGAAUUAGAACACGAUUGGGGCCGAAUUUGGAAACGUAAUUUAGGCCGAGAUGAUAGAGUUGUAGCCGACAAUGGUAAAACAUUAAGAGCGCCUUUUAUUGAAGAAAAUCUGGUUCAAUACAUUCGUUCAUUUUCACCCUGUCAGCUUUGUUGUUUUCUGUUAAAAGAAGGCAUUGGUGAUAAAUUAUUUUUGAGGUUAUAUGGUUUUCAGCUAGGUUUAAAAAACUUAGCUAAAUUAAAGAAGAGGGCAAUCCAAUUUGGAUCAAAAAUAGCUAACAAAAAGCAAAAAGCAACUGAUCGAUCUAUGUACUUGUAAUUGACCCUUUGGUUUAUGAUUUUUUAUGCAACAUAGACAAUAAAAUAGUGACUAAAUAAUAAAUGAUUUAUUUCAUUUCAAAUUA